UUUUCUGUUUAUCCCUCUCUCACUUUCCCUUCCCCAUGUUGUUUGAUAAGUCCUUGAGGGCAGGGACCUGCAUUUGUGCCAAGGGCAUUGAUGAUCUCAAGGAAUAUUAGGCAUCUAAAGUGAAAAGCCAAGUCCAGUCUAGUUAUAUAUACAUAAAGUGAAGAAAUACCCAACGUUCCCUGCCUCCAGGUGGCAUAUUAGAAGUUGCCAGUGGUGGGCAAGAUAGUUUUCAAAGAAUCCCUGAAUUGCAUACAAAACAUCCCUGGUGAUAGCCACUUCACUGGAACUGCACUUAGUAACUACCUUUCCAGCCCCUGGUACCCAUCAUAGCAACUGCCUGGCAACCAUAGCACCUCCCAUAGCAACCACCCACUGAUAGCAACUCCCAUAGCAACCAUUGUGAGGAAAGAUGAUGUUGAGAAGCAGUUACCUUUUUUUUUGCUGCUCCCCCAAUAUACACUCCCAUCCUAAGUCACUGGGCCCAACAUUCACCCACAACCCCUGAACACUCUCUCCCCUUUUCCUUUCAGCAACUGGUUGUACUUUUUAUCUUGACUCUCUAACUAGCUUGAGCAACCUCUUAUGAUGAGUCCUUUUUUGUUUUGCUUUUGGGUGGAAGAGCCAUGACAAGGGAAAGGGAUCAUUUUAAUUGUGGGGGGACUGAAACGUGUGCAGAAUGUAGCAAAAAGUGGCCAUUUAUUUGUGGAAAGAAAGGCUGCAGCUUCCUAAAGGAGGGAGUUGGAAUUGUAUCCUAUCCAUCGGUGUUCACAAAGAAAUCGGGACUUUUGCAAAAAGAAGACAAAUACACUGGUCAUUGGAGAACAGAUACAUACUGGCCUUUUGAAUAGGUACCCGAAGCUGCUUUCCACAUGUGUUGGACUUGAACUCUUACAAUCACUAACCGUUGUGUAUGGAGUGGAGCUGGUGGGGCUUGGCAGUCAUUGCAUUUUGGGCAGCUGGUAUGAUAAGGAGUGGAGGGGGUGUGGGGGACACUGAGCAACUUUUGCAGGAAGUCUGGGGCUUGUCACUUGCAAAAGCCCAUCAUGAACUGGGAGGGUAAAGAAGUUAGCAUAUAUUAGCUGCAUAUGAAUAUGCUAAAAGCUAUGUGGAACAAUGGCCUGGACGAUUAUCCUGAAUUUGCAAAAAUAACUAUGGAAGGGUUGCUUCCCACAUGUCCUUAGCAAACAUGGACUGUCCUAGAUAGUGCCCUGCUAUGUUUUGAGCACCUUUCCAUCUAUAUCUUUAAAUGGGGUUAUCCUAAAUAUCAUCCACAGUUAGCAUACAUUUAUGAAACAAGAUACAAUGGCUAAUUCCUUUUCAAUGUUUUCUCCCUGAAUUUUAUUCCACUGGGGUUCCAAAUCGGAAAACUAUCAUUUUGCCAUUGCUUCUCUUCUUCCUGUCAGAGAACAGGCCUUGCACAAUUUCUCUCAUUUCAAAAUAGAGCACUGCUUAUCUGUAGUUGUUAUUUUUUAGAUCAGAUGUUUGCAUGUUUAGAUAAGGUCUCUGUUCUGCAUGAAAGCUCGUACUAUCUUCAAGGGUUUUUCAAAGGUUCCAGUAGCUAUUUUUUUUCUAUAUUGCAUUUACAAACCAUAUACAUAUAGGCAUCUGCUCAAGUGGGGGUGGGGAAUCCAUAUUGUACAUUCUGCAAAAGUCUGCUGUAGGACCCAGAAUAAUCUGUAGCUACCAGCUGCGUAUGGUUUGCAAAUGCAAAGACUGCCAUCGGUUGGCGUUUCAUUGUCAAGGACAGAGGGAGAGAGAGAGAGGGAGCUCAAGCCAGUGCACGCCAGUCCUGUUUGGUUUGCUAAACAAACCAAUAGGUAUCCAAGAUUUUACUUUUUUUUUUUUUAAGGACUACUCAUUGUAUCCAUGGGGGAGGGAGCGGUAACAGAUAUUGAAUUGCUUUAGCAAGGCUGAGGAAGGGAGGGGGAACUCCAUGCUGUUUGCAAUAAAUGUAAAGUCCCUGAAAUGAGAGGAAUUAAUAGGUGGCUUCAGGUAGGGAUAUGUAGGUAACUUGCUUUAGGUAGCAUUUGGUUUGUGUAAGGGCAGGACUGUCCCGUCCAUUUAUUUUGCUAAGAAACCAGAGAACCAGUGCCUUUUCAUAUGCAAAGAAAUCCACCCAUCUCUACUUCCUGCAUUUGUUCUGUCAAAGUGAGCUUAGGUAUAGACUUUAGGCAAAAACCGCAAGAGAGAGGAGUCCCUUGCUAAGGAGGCCUGGGAUGGUUAAAUGAAAAGGUGUCCUACAGCCUUCUCUUAAAUAAUUAUAUGUAAAAGAAUAUAUCUACAAUAUAUUAGGGUUUACAAAGUAUGUUAUUAAAAUAGUGAACAGAAAUAGAUAAGUGCAUAUUUCUCACGCACGCACGCACGCACGCACGCACAGGCGCGCGCACACACACACGAUUGCUUUUGAAAGGAAAAAUAGAAAAUACAGGAAUAGCUACUGCAAGGGAAUCUACUGCAUUUUCAUUUGCUAAGCGGGCUCCUGGCUCCACUGCUCCCUUGCCUGGUAGGAGAAGGAAAUAGCCAGACUAGGUAUUCUGCAGGUCUGAAGAAAUCCAAAAUGGGCUAUACAGAAAAAGGAGCGUCCAGAAUGCUGUUCCUUCUGCUGCUUUGCUCCGUGCCUCUUUCGCAAGGCCUGCCCCUCUGGGAAAAUGAUGACAUGGUCCCGGCCACGCCCUCCGCACAGCUGGAGGCCCUGUCCUCAGAGGCCAUGGAUGGACCCAAGGAGGAGGAACGGGGGGCCUCAGCUGAGGUGAGGGGGUCCUCGCCCCCCAGUCCUGAAGGCCUCUCUGAAUUGCUGCAGGGGGCACUGCUGAGGAAGGAGUUUCUGGGGGGCGAGUUGUUGGAGGAACCCAUCCCUGGAGGUAGCCCUUCGACCUUGCCACCUUUCCAUCCUCCUGUCCAACACCUGGACGGCGGGGUGGUCCCCGAGGCCUCCGAAGCCGCAGCCACUGGCCCCUCCCCUUUGACCACUGCAGCACCCCCCACCGGCUUCCUGCUCACGACCCCUCCAGCUUCCACAGCGGCGGCUCCCCCUCGCCUCCCUCCGCCACCGGAUGAGAAAGGCCCCGCCAGCCAGCACAUCUCUGCCACCACCACAGCCUUCAUCCCCGAAAGUGAUGAGGAGACCACGACCACACUUAUCACCACCACGACCAUCACUACGGUACACACCCCUGUGCUUUGCAACAACAAUAUUACUGAUGUGGAAGGCUAUGUUGAAUCUCCGGAUUACGCCGGUGCCACUUUCUAUGGAGGUCUGGACUGCACCUAUACGAUUUCUGUUUACAUGGGCUAUGGGAUAGAAGUACAGGUGCAGAGCCUGAACCUGUCCAAGGAGGAUUCACUGACAGUGGAAGGCCUAGGAGGGGAGAAGCCGGUGGUCUUGGCCAAUGAGUCAUUGAUGGUUGAGGGGCAAGUGAUCCGCAGCCCAACCAACCAGGUGUUGAUUCACUUUCAGAGCUAUCACACCACCAGCCCUGGAAUCUUCAAAUUCCACUACCAAGCUUUUCUGCUCAGCUGUGGCUUCCCUAGCCGACCUGAGAAUGGGGAUGUCAUGGUUACAGACCUCCACCCCGGUGGCUCCGCCACUUUUAAGUGUGAGUCGGGCUUCCAUCUACGAGGUGAGGAGACCCUCAUCUGCCUCAAUGUCAGCCGUCCUCGUUGGAGUGGUACCAGCCCUGCAUGCGUGGCUUCCUGUGGAGGAACAGUUCAUAAUGCCACCCGUGGGCGCAUUGUGGCUCCUGAAGCACCUGGUGGACCUCAUGGCCGGAACCUGACGUGUCGUUGGUUGGUGGAGGCACCCGAAGGCCAGCGGCUGCACCUGCACUUUGAGAGAGUGGCCCUGGAUGAGGAUAACGACAAACUGAUGAUCCGCAGCGGGAGCAGCACCUUUUCUCCUAUCAUCUAUGACUCUGACAUGGAUGACGUCCCAGAACGGGGGCUGCUGAGCGAUGCCCAGUCUCUCAUUGUGGAACUGACCAGUGAGGGCCCCGCCACACCCCUUAUCCUGAGCCUGCGUUACGAAGCUUUUGAUGAAGAUCGGUGUUAUGAACCCUUUCUGGCACAUGGGAAUUUCAGCACAUCAGACCCGUUGUACCGUAUGGGGACUGUGGUGGAAUUUGCCUGCAGUGCUGGAUAUAUGCUUGAACAGGGGCCUUCUGCCAUCGAGUGCAUUGAUUCAAGAGACCCCCGGUGGAACGAAAGCGAGCCCACCUGUAAAGCACUAUGUGGCGGGGAGCUCUCUGAAUCAACAGGGGUGGUGCUUUCCCCCGACUGGCCCCAGUCCUAUGGGAAAGGGCAGGACUGCGUCUGGGGCAUCCGGGUGCAGGAGGAGAAGCGAGUGCUCCUAGACAUCGAGAUCCUCAACAUCCGCAAAUCAGAUGUGCUGACCAUCUUUGAUGGUGGAGACUUAACUGCCCGGAUCCUUGGCCAGUACUUGGGGCCUCACCCUCGCUUCAGCCUUUACUCUUCAGGCCCAGCUGUCACUCUCCAGUUCCAGUCAGAUCCUGGCGACCCUCUUUUUGGCCUCAGUCAGGGAUUCCUGGUGCGAUAUAAAGAGGUUCCACGAAAUGACACUUGUCCGGAGCUGCCUGAGGUGGAGUUUGGCUGGCGCACGGCUUCUCAUGCUGCCGUCAUCCGUGGCACAGUGGUGACUUACCAAUGCGAGCCAGGCUAUGACAUUGUGGGAUCUGACAUCCUCACCUGCCAGUGGGACCUUUCAUGGAGCAACAGCCCUCCCACUUGCCAGAAAAUUGUGAACUGCGCUGACCCAGGAGAAAUCAGCAAUGGCAAGCGCAGCGUCACCGACCGGCGUUUCUCCAUCGGCUCCCACGUCCAGUAUUUCUGCCACGAGGGCUACGUGGUGGAAGGCAGCAGCAUGCUGACCUGCUACAACCGCGACACAGGCACCCCCAAGUGGAGCGACCGUGUGCCCAAGUGUGUCUUGAAAUAUGAGCCCUGCCUGAAUCCCGGCGUCCCAGAGAACGGGUACCAAACACUUUACAAGCAUCACUACCAGGCAGGAGAAUCGCUGCGCUUCUUCUGCUACGAGGGCUUCGAGCUCAUUGGCGAAGUGACAAUCACCUGCAUCCCAGGUCAUCCAUCCCAGUGGACCAGCCAGCCCCCGCUGUGCAAAGUUGCCUAUGAGGAGUUACUGGAUGGCCGGAAACUAGAAGUCACCCAGACGACAGACCCUUCCCACCAGAUGGAAGGUGGCAACAUUGCCCUGGCAAUCUUCCUCCCCAUCAUCCUCGUCAUCCUCCUGAUCGGUGGCAUCUAUGUCUACUACACCAAGUUCCAAGGAAAGACCCUCUUUGGUUUCUCUUUCUCCAGCUCCCACAGCUACAGCCCCAUCACCGUGGAGUCUGACUUUAACAACCCUCUCUACGAGGCUGGGGACACCAGAGAAUAUGAAGUUUCCAUCUAGAAGAUGUUAGAGGAUCUGCGUUCUUCCCCAACCCAAGUGGGUUUGAGGAGCAGCGACUGAGAACGAUUCCUAUUUAGGAGGGAAUAGUGGAAGGUGGUUUUGGGGGGGGCUUAGGGGAAAUGGAGGGGAGAGAGGGAGCUUCUCCUCUCUACCCCACAGAUUCAGCUUUCUCCCUUCCUCUCCAUGUUGCUGCCUCAUUGUCCACUUUCCAGCUUUGGACGCCAUCCAAUCCCCAGCCCCUUGUAAAUACCCUCUUCAAUGUGCCAAACACGUUUCUCACACACACACACACACACACACAAACACACGCGCGCACACACUUUUUCUGCUUUUUAUCUCUUUGUUUACUCCCCCCCCACUUUCCUCUUUCCCUCACUUUGUUUAUUAUUUCCUUCGUGGUUGAGAAAGAGGGAGGGGUUCUGUGUCACCCCUUUUUUCCUUGCCUUGUCCUUUUUUAAUGAAGUGAAUAUCAGUUAUAGGUGCUGCCAUAAAAAAACUCUGUAAAGAAGAUUGUACAAUAACAUCACUAAAAACCAGCAUACGUGGCUUGUAGGAUGCAUUACCAUAAAUAAGCUAAAUUUGAUCUUAAUGGCAACAAGUCUCUAUGAAGAUAAAAGAAACAACUGGUAAGAGUUAUAAAAACAAAGAAAGGCUACAGUAAGUCAACCAGAUUUGUAUUCCUAAUCCUAAACUUAUUACAUGGGAGCAAAUCCUACAGAAUUUAGCAGAAUGUAGUUCCACCAACUUUUUGUGGAAUUGGGAAUAAAAACUUAGAGCCUCCAAAAGAAAGCCAGUGCUUGUCCUUUGAGAGGGAGAAGAGCAGGGUUACACAAGCUUUCAUUUCCACCUGCCCAUUCCAUGGAUAAUCUGGUCUUGGGAAAGGUCCUUUAGUGAAUCCAAAUUGCCCUGCAAGAAAGAAAGCAGCUGGGACUGCGGAGCAAUUACAGCAGGCGUGCUCUGCUUAUGUAGACCACCAGGUAUGAUACUGUGGAAGUCCUGCAAAAUGCACUGUCAACGCAGCUUUAUAGCACAACCCUAUGCAUGUUUACUUGGAAUGAUGUCCCAUGAUGUUCAAUGGGGCUUACUCCCAAGUAACCAUAUACAGGAUUGCAGCGUUAGUGAAUGAGCGCUGUCUAAUAAGGGCUUUCUGAUUACACUUCUGCUUUUCUUCCUCUGACUUUCUAAUCUUCCUCCCACCCACUUCCAGAAGCAGGAAAAUGUGAACAAAAAGGGUGACUGCAAACUGUUGUUACCUGAUGUAGAUCUUUAAAAAAAUCUUGCUAGAAAUCCUAUCGGCAAGUACGGCCUGCGGCUGAGCAGGGUGAGGGAGCCUGACUUGGGCAGAACAUUCUAAUUGCAUUUAUUGUACUAUUUUGGUUAGUAUGGUAGGGCAGUGGAGGAAACAUUUUCUAAGGAGGAACAACAAUGUUUCAGUUAUAUCUCCCUCUAAAUAAAUGCACACCAUGGCAUCCUAGAAUGUCUGGAAAAGUCCCAGAGACCUACUGACCUGGGUUGCACCAUCAUGCUGGGUUAAACAAGCUACAGUGGUGUGUUUGAGCUAUGGUAGGUGUUGGGCACCAUUUGCCUGGAGAUGUCAUGGCUUGUGAAGAGGGAACAAACCCUCAGAUAACCUAACAAUAGCCCAAGGGUAGCCAGGUCUCCUAAAAUGUGGAGUCUGCCAGUUUCUAAACUUUUGGGGCACAACACACGGGCAAGUUCCCCCAAAAUUUCAUUGACUCCUUGUGCAAAUCUUGUUCAUUUUCAUAGUGUUUGCACUGGAUAAUUGUGAGUUGUAUGGCCAUAUAUAAGUUUCCUGGCUUUCUGCCUCCUAAAUAUUUGAUGUCAGCACCUAAACAAGCUUUUUUCCAGUCCUGCCUUUUAAAAAUGAAAAUGCAGGAAAAAUGAAUCUUAUGUCUUUUAAAAAAUGGAGGUGGCCAUUUUGUUACUGAGCAAGUUCCUUUAAUUGUAAAACAUUGGACCCAUAGUGAUUAUGGAAUACAGGUCUCUCCUAAAGGAUAAAAUGUAGGCAGAUGAUUUUUAUGUCUCUUUCAGUCAUUGAAAGCCACAAAUAAAUUCACACAUGCUUUUAAGAACAAUUGUGCCAACAUUUGUGGUUUGGUUUGAUUUCUCCCUCCCACCCCCAUUUGCAGUCUUUUUAAAGAAAAGAAUGUCUAUUUACCCAUUUGUCUGGUAUGCUAACAAAAAUAAUAAACAAUCCAGAGGCUUUGUAGCCUGUACCUCUCUUUAUAAUAUCUCUGGAAUGAUAAAACAUAGGAUAUUUACUUUUGAGAAGUUAUUAUUCAUCCCUUUGAAGGUUAACUUCCUUUGACCAGGAAAAUUACAUGUGCACUUAGAACACUGGAAUAUUGGAAUACUGUUUUAUGGGUUAAACAUAGAAAAGCAUCUACUCAUUCAGGAUGCAAACACAGAGUUUCUCUUGAUAGCUUCCUAUGAUCAGAAUAGAGGGUCACAUAGUAUCGUGUGGCUUCUCCUUUAAGGACGUUGAAUAGGCAUUUUGUGUGGCUCUUCCCUGGAAGUCUUAAAAAGAAAUAGUAAGACCCAUCCUGCCAAAAUGGCUAAAAUAAAGAAUUCUGCUGCUGACAGAGACCUCCUCCCCUGAAGCUACACUCUGUAUGUAUAUGGGACUAUUCUAAUGGAAUUGCCAAAUCAUCCAACCUGGAGGAAAGGAAGUCUAAAGGCCCCAAAGGUCUAUGGGGGUUGUCCCUAUUUAGACUUAAACCCACCCAUCUGCCUCCAAUAUGGACUGGAUAUAGGAAUAUUCCCACUAUUCCUUUCUCAUCUUCCCUAGUAUCAGAUCAACCUUCCCUCUGUGGCCAUUCUCUUGCAUUUUGGAAAAAAAGCAAAAAUUAAUUUCCCCCCCUCUGUAGACAACCCAGUUCCUGUACGAGUUCCCUUUAUGUUGGGGGAAGAGCCAGUGUGAGGCACCCCCAAACAAGAUGGAGUUUCUGGGAACACUUCCAUUUGCACCCUUACUCGCCUAUUUUUCAUCCUUUGGGUAUUUUCUUCCCCUUCCCUAUUUGCUUUUAUUUUGGAGCAAUAAAUAAAACGCACCAUUUGUAAAA
Molecule: messenger RNA, 8508 nt
Organism: Varanus komodoensis (Komodo dragon)
Lineage: Eukaryota; Metazoa; Chordata; Lepidosauria; Squamata; Varanidae
Gene: SEZ6L2
Product: seizure related 6 homolog like 2
Biological process (GO): synapse maturation
Cellular component (GO): endoplasmic reticulum; neuronal cell body
Source: RefSeq, a predicted model, not a curated record